AUUUACCAUUUUAUCGCAUGUACAGGUACAUGUACUUUACAUGUACAGGUAUGUACUGUACUGUACAACCUGUACGACCCGCCCAACAUGCAUAUUCAUAACACAAUGCGGAAGCGGGGCCUUAGCAACCAAACAGCUGAGUCCCGCGCAACGUGCAACGAAGUCUAUCGAGUGGGAUUUCUACUGUGUCAAAAAAUCGAAGAUUUUGUUUAUUCAGAAAGGACUGAAAAUAAUCAACUAUGGCUACAGCAGUACAUGCAAGGCCACUUCAAAGCAUGCCUCCUUCACAGAGACUAGAGGUUCUUGCGAGACCCAAGCAACUUCCACCGGGGUAUCGCGAGGACAGGCGAUCUGUUUACUGGAUUGAUAAACUUCCCCCAAUGCCUGGACCAGAGGGUACAACAGCUUUUGUUGUGAACAGUUGGCAGGACACGUUGAGCAAGCCCAAACUUGUCCAUCCUGGCUGGAAAGGAGAAAGGCCCAGCCCCAUAUGGCCUGUCAGCAAAAAUGCCCAGAAGGCAGAAGCCAGCGACCGUCUUCACAUUCUCAGCAACCCCAAGACCACCGUUUCCGGGUUUGUGCCUGAGCGGCCAAUUAUGACAAAGGUCAGUGAGGCCGCCAAGAGUGCGAUGGCAUCAGACCGGAUCGAACAGCUCUCCCGGGCCAAGACCUACGUGCCGCUGAAGAUCCGCGAGAGCUACGAGUUUGACUGCUUCAUGUGGGACCAGGAGAUCUCCAAAGCAGCCCGCAAUGCCCGUGCCUCGGAGCGGCUCGAGGCCCUAGCCGAGUCCAAACGCCACCACCCCAACUUCCAAGACGCCAGGUCCAUCCAGUGGGAUGUCUCCGAGUCUGCGCUGAAAGCCAUCGCCACGUUGCGCUUGCAGCAGUUGGCCCGGCCGAAAAGCCGCAGCAAGUACGACAACUAUGAUCCCUACAAGGUAUCGCCAGCAUCGUUGCAUACGCGGGCCACACCCAGAAUUGAGGAACUCUGCCUGCCCAUACCCAGGAAAAUCCGGCAAAAACGAGUUGUUGGAGGUGGUGGUGGUGGCGGCGGUGCAAUAUAAACAUUUUUCAUAUCCCCUGUGUCCUGAAUCAAAUAUCAUACAUAUACACCUGCAUGUCUUGUAUACAUGAUGUAUUUGCUCCUCACAUGGUAUUUUGAACUCAUAAAGUUUAUUUUCAGACAAGUAUACAUGUAUAUCCCACAUAUUUUUCUUCAUUUUUUGAGGUCUUUUUAGAAAUAAAUGCAGUGAAACUUUGAAAAACCUUGCAGUUUGUGUUCUGGAAGUUCCUGUUUACCUACAUGAAUUGCAUGUAUUCAGAGAAGUUUACAGGGACUUUUCUUCGCAUAUGUUUUCAGUGAAGCUCUUGUGCAAAGCUUUAAUGCUGUGAAAAUUUGUUGAAGGAUUUGAUAGCAUUCAUGUACGCCGCUGUCCAAGCUGGAAACACUUCUGCCUGCAUUUCAGGUGCCAAGGUUUGAAGUAUGGCUCUGAUCAGCAGACACUUGAGUCUUGAUCGUAAACAAGCUGGUUGGUAUUUUAGCAAUAUUCUCAUUAGAUCGUGGAAUAAGCUCCAUUUCAUUCAAAAUCAGGUGUUUGUCAGUAUUGAACUGCAGCAAAAAUUUCACGUUUUCCGUACGACCAACUAUACAUGUAGUAAAAACACCUAAAAAUUACAUGCUUUUGAUAGAGUACUGUCUAAACAUUAGUAAUUCGAGUUUAAUAUCGAAGGAAACAAGUGUAGAAUAACGUUGAUCACUGACUUUUGGAGGUAUGUAUUACAAUUAUUUUGAGUGAGUAACUGGAAGAAGUAUUUUGAACAAAUUAGAUCAAUGCAUUAUCAACUAACACAUAAAUCUGCAUUAUUUUCUGUGGAUUGAAAGAGAAUGUGUACCUUGCAAAGUAUUAAAGAAUAGUGUGAUGACUUAUGGGCUAUAAUUUUCACCACUUGUGAUUGGAUUAGGAGAGUUAGACCAUACAGAAAUAUGAAAAUCCUUUAAAGUUUAUAGAUAAACACUUUGGGAGAUCACACCUAUAAUGAUAAUAUCAUUGAUGCAUGCAAUUGUUCUGAUAUCAAAUUUUGAUAAAUAAUGUUGGGGAACUAUCUUGGUGUAUGCAAGUAGAGAGAAAAUCAACAUUUUAAAGGGACAGUAGUAGAGAUUAUUUAAAGUGCACGUUGCCACUUGUUCAAGACAAAAGUAGUUAUCAAAAUCAGGAUUCAAGACCGGUAUGCUAUUUAUGUUUGAAAAACCUAUCAUAUUUAUGUAACGAUUUUGUUCAUGUUUUAUUUUUGGUGCAUGGAUUAUGCUGUGGAAGUGGUGGACACAUACAAAAAUAUCAUUAACAUGCAUAUAACUAUAAAUUUAAGAUCAAAUUUUGAUACACAAUAUUGGAAAAAUGAGCCGUUUAAAGAUUAAUUGCUUAGUCCAUUUUGUUAUUCUUUGAUCAUACACGUAAUGCAUGUACAUGUACAUGAGGCAUCAGGCCCUCAUUUGAAUGUUCAUUGUAAACUCCACGUACUUGCUGAAAAUGUAGAUCAGAUUUGUAACCAUAUUUAUAAAAUAUUAAUGGUUUUGUUGGAUGUGCGGCCGUAUUUUUUUUCCAUUUUUGAAUUGAAAAUGUUUUUUAUCUCUUUUGCUUUCAUUGGUCUUUCGUUUUGUAUUACGACUGUACACAUUUUCACUUGUCAAUAAAGCUUUUACGUGCACAGUAUUCACGCAGCCGUACGAUCAUCA
Molecule: messenger RNA, 2734 nt
Organism: Acanthaster planci (crown-of-thorns starfish)
Lineage: Eukaryota; Metazoa; Echinodermata; Asteroidea; Valvatida; Acanthasteridae
Product: sperm microtubule associated protein 2-like
Biological process (GO): spermatogenesis
Source: RefSeq, a predicted model, not a curated record